This is a messenger RNA of Dalotia coriaria, 2380 nucleotides long. RefSeq names its product DNA polymerase iota (gene PolI). Lineage: Eukaryota; Metazoa; Arthropoda; Insecta; Coleoptera; Staphylinidae. The transcript is spliced from 2 exons. Gene Ontology annotation, biological process: translesion synthesis. Gene Ontology annotation, molecular function: damaged DNA binding; DNA-directed DNA polymerase activity. The record is from RefSeq and is a predicted model, not a curated record. Bases 190 to 1674 code for a protein of 494 amino acids.
ACGAUGAUUGUCUAAACCAAAAUAAUUCGUCGACACGCAAUGACUCAUUGUGCAAAUGGCAAAACGAAAUUGCGAAGUGAAAGUGUGUUUAAAGGUCACGUAAAUACGUUAAUUUGUUAUUAAAAGCAGUUCUUCGUGAAAUCGCCGCCCGACAACAUCCUGCAUCGUCGUCAUAACGUCGCAAUCAAGAUGAACGAGCAAAUCCACAUCGAUAACGAUGACCAUUUGCGCACCGUCGUACACAUACAAGUUGACUAUUUCUACAUCCAAGUGGAGUCUCAUCGAGAUCCUUCAUUGUGCAACAAACCAAUUGCUAUCCAACAAAAUGAUGCAAUCACGACAACUAACUACGAAGCACGAGAGUGUGGUAUAAAGCGCACGAUGAGCGUCCAGGAGGCGCUUAAUUUGUGCCCACAUUUGGUUCUUUUAAACAGAAAUGCAGAAAGCUUUCACAACUACAGACAACUUUCUUAUAGUAUAACAGCACAUCUACAAAAAUAUUCUACAUGUGUUGAACGUCUUGGCCUGGAUGAAAACUACGUUGAUAUAUCUGAAGUUAUUCAGCAACGUUUAGGAGAAAAAUGUACAAUAGUAGGUGAAGUUUACAACAAAUCAAGUGCAGUAUGUUUGUGCGGAUGUUACGACCGCCUUAAAUUAGCGACGAAAGUGGUUGGCGAAAUCCGCGAGUCUAUAAAAAAUGAAUUCAAGUUGGUAACACGAGCCGGAAUAGCUCAAAACAAACUUCUAGCGAAACUGGCUAGUGAUUUGCACAAACCCGACAGACAAACGGUGGUUUUUCCUCCAAAUGGUUAUGAAUUAAUAGCAAAUUUAAGCAUUCAAGAGCUUCCAGGGUUAAGUAAGUCUGUCCUUAACGUGUUGGAGCAUGAGAUGGGAAUUCGAACAGUUGCAGAUUUACGAUAUAAUGAUAAACUGGUAAAUUUACCCAAAGAAAAAGCGAAAUAUUUGCGUGAUUUAUCAAUGGGUGUAGAUGCUUCACCAGUUAAAGGUCGUUUUGUUAGUUUGGAGGACUCGCCACGAACUGGUGUAGAAUCCGAGGUGAAAGAAAUUUUAGAACAACUACUUAAACGCCUAAUUGCGUUAGUGAAUAAAGAUGGAAGGAUUCCAAGGAGAAUUGAACUCCUCGUAAGGAAAUACGACGACAACGCGAAAAUAUCUCACAAAGAAGUGAAAUAUUUCAACUUACAUCCGAAGUUAUUCAUCAGCGAGAGUAAAAUGUGCGUUAAUGAAGACGCCGAACGGAAAUUGCUGUCGAUUGCGAUGAAGUUGUUUUUGAAGGCAAUUGAUGUGUCGCGACCUUACCACAUCACCUUGCUGGGACUGUCUUUCCGGCGCUUCAGAGAACCAAUGCGCGUGUGUCGAACGGCGGCGAUGCUUGUCAAUCCAUUGCUGAAGGAGAAGGUUGAGGUGCAGACCGUGACGAGCAUCGAGAGCAAGUGCGAUUACUCGGCGAUGUUCAUGGACACCUCAUGCGGGGGUUAUCACUACAAUUAUAACGGCUACAGCGAUAACACUGACGGUUCGGAGUCUGAAAUGGAACCGUCGCCAAAGAAAAAGAAGUUCAAUUUAAUUCGAAGCGCGAGGUGUUUUAAAAGCGAAUGCCCUUCGCCGUCGAAACUUAACGUCGACCAGCUGAGGAUUAACUCCGAGAGUUAAACACAGACAAGUUAGAAUUUUAUUUUUGGGUAUGGUUUAAGUUUUAAUUAAAUAUUUCAACGUUUAUUGUUGAAAUGAUGAGUGCUGGACCAAUUAUCAAAGGGAAAAAACACCAUUUAGUAUAUAAAGUUAUUAUUUACUUUAUCAUAUUUUCUUUUGGUUAAUUAAUAUGUAGUUCAACGAUUACUCUAUGGACGAAAACCGGUACAAACUAAAGUGCCUAAUAUUAAUCUUUUUUAAUAUAUAUUUUUUCUAUUUUCUUGUGAGCCGUGCACAGAAAUCAUUGAUUAGUACUUUAAACUAUGUUAUUCAAUUGUACAUGUGAUUAACAUUACAGCCAACAAAAUAAGUAAUUAUUUUACGUAAUAAGUGAGAAAAAGCGGAGUAAAUGACAAAAAAACAUACGAAAAACAUUGAAAACCAAAGAAAACGGGUUACAUAUGUUUAUUGUUCAAUACGAGUAUAUUUUUGAAAUAUGUAUUUAUAUGGGGAGCAUGUUCACUGAACGUAUACGGAGAUCCAUCAUUCGAUUGUAUUUAGAGCUUUUUUUAUUUUUCUAUCAAUUCGAUACCGAUGCAUUUUUUAUACGUUUAUAUUUUAUAUACAUACAUACUACCUAGGUACAUAAAAAUAGUCAAUUAUUAAUUGUAUUAAAUAAAACAAAACCUAACAAAAAUAAAAUAAAGAUUAUUUCUUUGAAAAAUAA